Sphaeramia orbicularis (orbiculate cardinalfish) is the source of this 7165-nucleotide messenger RNA. Its product is annotated as synaptotagmin-2-like. Gene Ontology annotation, cellular component: synaptic vesicle membrane; plasma membrane; exocytic vesicle. Bases 289 to 1587 code for a protein of 432 amino acids. NCBI's taxonomy places the organism in Eukaryota, Metazoa, Chordata, Actinopteri, Kurtiformes, Apogonidae. The transcript is spliced from 11 exons. Gene Ontology annotation, biological process: synaptic vesicle endocytosis; calcium ion-regulated exocytosis of neurotransmitter. Gene Ontology annotation, molecular function: clathrin binding; calcium ion binding; calcium-dependent phospholipid binding. The record is from RefSeq and is a predicted model, not a curated record.
GUAGUUUUUAUCCCUCCCCUGAGCAGAUCUUUAUCAAUUUGGGUACUCCAGUCUUGGGGUGCGCUUGAAUGGGUGUCCGUGUGUGUAUAUGUGGCAGAGUUAACAGGAGGGCAGAGUAAAGGUGUGUCUAGAGGGCUUGUCUCGGCGCCCGUGGAGAAGGGGAACAGCUCGGUGUCCAGGAAAAAGCAACCUGCACAAAAGAAUUUCUGACUGACUGCGCUCUCACUGUGAUAACCUCCUGCCACUUUUCGACAUUCAAGAUCUGGCUGGACCGUGUGUGCAGCCUAAAUGACGAAGUGGAACUUGUUUAAGCAUCAGACAACGCCCAUGGUCGCUGCUAAGCCAACAGGGGCUAGUGCCUUGACUGUGACUCCAGCCCCCGUCGCAUUAGUCUCCGCGGACAACUCCACCGAACCAGUCAACAAGAACGAUGCCUUUGACGAGAUCAAAAACAAGUUCUUGAAUGAAAUCGACAAGAUCCCACUGCCGUCUUGGGCCAUCAUUGCCAUUGCUGUGGUCGCUGCUUUACUCAUUUUAACAUGCUGCUUCUGCAUCAUCAAGAAAUGCUGUUGCAAGAAGAAGAAGAACAAGAAGGGCAAGAAGGGGAAGGGUGACAUGGGAAUGAAGAACCUGAAAGGGGGAGAGAAACAACAGGAUGAUGAUGAUGAGGAGGAUGAUAUUGAGCCUGGACUGACUGGAGAUGAAAAAGAGGAAGAAGUGAAGGAGAAAGAAAAACUGGGGAAGCUUCAGUAUUCCAUCGAUUAUGACUUCCAGGAAAACAAGCUGACUGUAGGAAUCCUUCAAGCGGCUGACCUCCUGUCCAUGGACAGUGGUGGCACCUCUGACCCCUACGUCAAAGUCUUCGUCCUUCCUGACAAGAAAAAGAAGUUUGACACGAAGGUUCACAAGAAAACGCUCAACCCAGUAUUCAAUGAGACCUUUACCUUCAAGAUUCCAUUCCAGGAGAUGGGUGGGAAGACUUUGGUAAUGUCCGUCUAUGACUUUGAUCGCUUCUCCAAACAUGAUGUCAUUGGAGAGAUUAAAAUACCCAUGAACACUCUUGAUCUGGCAAAGCCAAUUGAGGAGUGGAGGGACCUUGACAGUGCCGACCAAGAAGAGCCAGAGAAGCUGGGUGACAUUUGCAUCUCUCUUCGUUAUGUCCCCACUGCUGGCAAGCUCACCAUCUGCAUUCUGGAGGCUAAGAACCUGAAGAAAAUGGACGUGGGUGGACUGUCAGAUCCCUAUGUGAAAAUUAACUUGCUGCAGAACGGGAAGAGGCUGAAGAAGAAGAAGACGACGGUGAAGAAGAACACUUUGAAUCCUUAUUACAAUGAGUCCUUCAGCUUUGAGAUUCCACUGGAGCAGAUGCAGAAAAUCCAAGCCGUGAUCACGGUGCUGGAUUAUGACAAGAUUGGCAAGAACGACGCCAUUGGGAAGAUCUGGGUGGGAAGCAAGGCCACAGGGGCCGGUCUGAAACACUGGUCCGACAUGCUGGCCAACCCCCGUCGCCCCAUCGCCCAGUGGCAUCCACUGCAGCCAGAGGAAGAGGUGGAUGCCGCCCUCGCAGCCCUGACUGCCAAGAAGUAAACUCCCACCAGAACACAUCGUCCCCACCUCCACCUCCCCAUGCAUCUCCCAUCAUCGCCCCCCCCCCCCCUUCCCCGGGUCCCACAUGUCAAUGUAUAUUCCAGAAGAACACCACAACUGAACAUCUGCUCCCCACCACCACCUGUCAAAAGAUCCAUAGGUAACAUUUGACAUGAUGGGAAAUAUAAUCCAAAAGAGCAUCAUGAAAUAUGAAAUCAUGUCAUUGAAAAAAGAAGACAAGUCACAGGAUGGACAGAUACUCCGUUGAUUUCCUUUAGAUCUAUUUUUGUAUUGGGGUUGUGGUUCCAUUAAUAAGAAUACAGAGUAGAAUAUGAAAAACAGUAGGAGCGCUAUAAGGGAAUCUGGUGAUAGAGGGGAUAAAACAUACAUUCACUCAUAUUGUACUUCUCACCCCUUCCCUUUAGUGACACGGUUUGCUUAGAAUAGUGCUUAAUAAUAAAUGCUUUAUACUGCCAUAUGAUAGAGAAAUAACACAAGCAGGUCCAUUCCUUAGGUGUGUUGUGCACCAUGUUCCUCACCUGCCAGUUAUCAUUCUAGACGAUUCUGUUAGUUUGAAGUACAUUCCUAGAGUUGGGUAGCAAGUAGGGAUAGGCACAUAUCCAGUUACCCUCAAACACACUGCCUUUUUUGAUUAGUUAACCUUCCACCCAUCGUCUCAGGAAAACUGAGAGGAAACUGAAACUCCAUGCCUUUUUUUCUAAACGGGUUGUUGUUGUUAUUCAGAUACUCCAUUCAAUGAGAAAGAUGUUGGGUUCAAAAUCUCAACCGCUUUUUUUUUUUUCCCAGUGACGUAAGGCUAGUUUAUCCAUGAAAUGGUACGUCAAAGGAGGGAGUGUUAGAAAAGAGGUAUUUCUAUAUUUUUGACAGCCACCUAAACAGAAAGUAAGGAAAUAUCACAGUGGGUACAACAAAGACUGAUUCCAACCUCCAAUGACAUGAUAUUUACAAGGUGUCGAUUACUGCCUGCAGUCUACCACCUCCCCUCCCAACGCCUCUGAUUCUAUAUCUCACUUGUUCAGUGCUACUGCCAUUAGUCAUGGACCUGACACAAGGGUUUUACUUCAACGGAAUCCCUAUAACCGUCUUACAGUCAUAAAGGAGACAAGCCUUCCAAGUAACAAAAUAAGCAAUUUUCAACUACCAGGGACGCCUUCCAGUUAGCGGUGUUGUUCUCUUCAUUUCUUCCUUUUUUUUUUACUGUUUUACUUGUAUUUAUCCAGUUUUCUUUUCUUUUAUUUCAUUUAACUCUUUUAUUCCUCAAGCACUUUAAAUCCAAAUGUUAUGUUUAAGUACCCUCAGAAAACAGAGCUUUAAUUAUUUAUGUUGCUGGUUUAGGUAGUGCAUUAUGUGAGCGGAUUUUUCAUUGUUGUUUUGUUUCUCCUCGGCUUUUUAUGUAUGCGUUCAGAUUGUUUGGAUCUUAUUUUUCUCACUUGAUUGCAAGGAUACGGUCUGGAAGAAGGCACUGAUCCAUGUGUAUUUUAUACACAGCUUACCAAACUGUUGAAUUUAAUUGCACUACUGGGUAUUAUUCUGUUUGAUCUGUGUAGUUUUUUGUGAUGAAAUGUUGUGAGAUUGAAUUUUUCUGUGGCACAUGUGGCAUGCCAGACAGGUCUCCUCGUAACAAUGGACUCUUCUGAUAAAAAAAAAAAAAAAAAAAACAGAGAGAGAUGUGUUUUAUUCUAAUGCUGCUCCUAGCUGCUCGACAGAAUGUAAUUGGUUUGGUUAUUUGUUACCUAAUAUUGUGAGUUCUAGAAAUUGUAGGAUGAACAUUGUUUCAAGAGGAAAGCAAAACUCUUAAGCGCUGAAUAAAUUGUUUAAAGUAUAAUUUAGAUCAAUUAAAAUUAGCACUGUAACUGCAAAAAAACACUUGAGUGUGUGCAAGAAAAUGAAGACAAUGAAGACAUUUAAUUGCAGUGAACCUUUUAAACAGCACCACAACUUUUUUGGACCUUGAAUGUUGUCAUUUUAUUUAUGUUUUUUUUGUUUGCUUUUUAUUCUAACAAGCAGAAACCAUGUUCAGAUGUUUAUUUUUCAUCUCACAUAAUCUAUUUUCCUCUGUUAAUGAAGCAACACUAAAGAAAAGGCAACAUGGAAGCAAUCAAGCAACCCAUCGGUGUGUAGUUUUGCCUAUAUACAUAGUUCAUACACGUUGAUACUGCAUGUUUAUACAAAAUACUGUACAUAAGAGCAUGUUUUAGAGACGAAGCAAAAAUAUCUCGUGUACGUAAAUGGGUGUCAUUUGUCAUUUUAAUAACACAAUGAAGGGAAAAACGAUGCACUGUAUAUUUUCUAAAUGAAACAAAUGUGUAUUUAUUUUCCAUGAGGGUCAUUGGAGUGAAUGUCAUACAAAUAUUAGAGUAAUAUUACUAAUAAGAACCUUUCCACGCCUGAAAUUCUUAAGCAAGUGUGUCGUCCAGUACUGUGUGUGAGUUCAUGUAGGAUGAAAAUGUAGCCGCAUGCUUGCUAUCUAACUCCUUGUGCUCCAGAGUUUUUUGUUUAAUUCUGCUGAUCCAUCAUGCAUUUUAUUUCAGCGCUUAUCGGAAGGCCAAUGUUUGACUUGUUUAAGUUUUGUCAUCAUCGCUUUAAAAACAAUGAUGUUUUGUUUGUUUUUUUAAAUAUUAGGGAAGGAGGGGUCUCCAAGUCUGUAAAGCGAACGUUUUGGCGUGCUAUUAUUCUGAAAUAUCAAAUCCGACAAGGAUUGAAUAAUUUUGCUAUCAGUAGGUGGACUGUAGGAGUCGUAAUUUGUGCCAGUUCUGACAAGAGGACUUAGAAAGAAUUCUGUUGGAUCAUAUUUUCAUGUGAAAUACAUUUUCCAGGGGCCAAAAUAAUCAAAUAAUCCCAUUCCAGUGAAUACAAACGACUUGGAAUCCCUUCAUCUCUCUCUCUCUCUCUCUCUCUCUCUCUCUCUCUCUCUCUCUCUCUCUCUCUCUGUUCCUUUAGUUGGACUUUUUUUAUUUUCCAGUUCUAUUUAAAUAACCUUAAACCCCUCACGGCUGUGUCUCUUUUACUGUGUUUAUAAUACAAUAUGUGUAUGUGUAUUCAAGAUAAAUGAAUAAGAUAAAACUAAAGCCAUAAAACUCAAGCACUAACUCUUUAGGAGCUCAGCUGAGUAGCUAGAGAUGAUUUAUGAAAAAAAUAUAUACAGUAUAUAUAGAUAUAUAUACAUAUAUAUACUACUGACAUGUGUUCAUUUCCUUCGGGCCAGUGUUUCUCUUUUACAUUCCGUUCAGAGGUCUGUGUUCAUCAGGAGGGCAACGUCCAUUUUAUUGUACAUGUGAGCAUUGAGAACAGUUGUGAGUUUAGUAGAAUGAGUGUGUGUUUUUCUACUUUCAAAGCUGUUGAUGUCCUUGUUUCAUAGAGGUAGCUGAUUUUACAGUAUUGUGAUUAGUAAAUGUAUAUGCCUUGUUUUGAUAGUAUGAACAAUAGAUAUAAUAUCACAAUAGGUUCUCAAUAAUACUGCUAAAAUUAUUAUUAUAUAUAGAUAUAGAUAUAUACACAAGAGUGUGUUCUAUUCUUGGGCUGAGUGCAAUUUACGAACUAAACUGGGUCACUCUUUGAAGUUUCUCGUGGAGCAGAAUGUACCAGUGACAUGUACAAUCAAUAACGCACUACCGGUGAUCUGUGGCUCACACUGGAUGGAGGCUUUUGCUGGUUUUGCUCAAGCUACAAAAUCAUAUCGUAAGAGAUGGUGAUGAAUUAAAGAAGCUUAGAGAAACUUUAAUGAGUGAUGGCCAUGUUUUAGGAAUGAAUCCCUCCCAUAGAACUAUGCAUAAAGAUAUGAUUUUCACAAACACAGUAUAUAAUAAUAAUAACAUACGUGAUUAUGUUUCACUCAGUUGCCAAAUUCUCUCUUAUUUAAGUGUUAAAACUGCCACUUCUCUUCUGACAAUUCUUAAUGUGGUGCGUGACGCCUCGGGCUUUUACGCAGCGCAUUAUCUGAUGCAAUAUUCUAACCCAAUCUCUUUUAAUCACUGUCCCAUCAAUGCUAUUGACUGUGACCAAAUAAUGCACUGAGAAUAAUUCAAACACAAGACUUCAGUGUGUUUUAGAAGUACUGCCAGAAACUUAUCACAGUUGCCUACACUCGUCAGCACUGUUUGAGUCUACAAAGCCAAAAUAAUAAAGUCACGCAAACAGAGGCAAACAGAACCAGCAGAUGAUGAGGCAAAUGUGAUCAUAAGUAAAUUUAUAGCACAUUCCACAUUUGUUUGGUUUUUUUUUUUCCUUUUCUUUGUUGUUUUGCAUCUUGGGUCACCUCAGUCACAUGACCACUGGACAUCGAGGUUCUAUGGGGGCAGAGACUGGGAGUUGUGUGUGCUUGUGUGUGCGGGUGAAAAAGAUGACGUACUAUAGGCCCUUUAGCAGACGGGGUGCAAAAACAUAGCACUAGAAUAUAAAACUCCAAUAAUACAGUACAGGUCUGUACGCAUGGGACACAUAACUCAUCGCUAAAUGUACAUCUGUGUGUGUAUGAGUGUAAUAAUGAAGCAUCUUAUUUCUGUUUUAAAUAUGAACCUGUCCUGUUGUAGGUUUGCUUUUCCAAUAGCUGUGUAGAUGUACAAUACCUUAUGCACAACUGCAACUGAAACUGUGCUGUUUCAGCUGUGCAGAGACAGUUUUAGAGCACUGUUCACACAGCUAUUUUUUUUUUUUUUUUGUAUUAUUGUUUAUUUGAUUUAACAAACACUGGGAUUUAAAAAGGGAAACCAUCCAAAGUUCAGUAAAUCAUUAACCGUGUUGUCAAAAUGCAUUGAAAAGCUUCUCAGCGGGUAAAGACACCACUUUGAAACAUGUUGUCUUGUCUCCUCUAUUACUCGCUGUAUUUCUUCUUUGUAUUCUUGUGCACAUGUGUAAUCACGCCUGCGGUCUUUUACUUUUUUGUGUUGUGAGCUUUUUAAUGUAGAAUGUAGGACUGUAUUGGUAAACAAUGUCAGAGACAUGUCAGAAACUCUUUGCUUUCUGUUUGUGUCCUUGUGUCUCAUCUCUAUGUAACCAGCUUUGUACCAUCAGUGUCAUUAUGCAGAAUAGGAAGCAGGCUCAUUGAAUUCUCCACUGAAUCUGCUUUUGCUGAGCGUAAAGAAUACCGGCCUUCAUGUUUACAACGUGGACAUACUGUAUACUGCCAAACAUGCAGGACCGUACCAAACCGUCCCUCUUGAGCGCUUAGUCCUCCACCUAUCUCAUCCCUGGUGCAACUGUAUUCUCAAGACUCUUUUUUUUUUUCUUCUUCUUCUUCUUUCCCACAUCUUUCUCUUCUUCAUCAUCUUUUAAAGCAUCGGAGGACAGUCAGGUUGUGUCCUCUAGCUGUGUUUCUUCGUGUCUAGUGUCGUGGUGCGCGUGUUCAUGUCAGUACUUGUGCCUACUGUGGAUCGCAUGCUUUAGCCCUUGACUGGACACAAACGUUGCUCACAAACUCCUCUUGACCCUUAUGUGGACAAACGUUGGGGAUCCUUAUAAAGUUAUCAAGGGAACCAAAUAACUUAUUACAAAUUUAUCAUAUGUGUUACAAGUUCUGUAAAAAAACAAAUAGGAAAUAAAGGCCUUUUAAUUACCAUGA